AUGGAAGCGGCCGGAGGGCCGGAGCCGCCCGCGGGGCUCCUGGUGGCGGAACCCGCGCCCCCGCCGGCCUGCCGCUUCUUCCUGGAGGGCCGCUGCCGCUUCGGCGCCCGCUGCCGCCAGCCGCACCCCGGGGCGCCGGCGCCGCCGCAGCCUAGAAGCAAGGACGAACAAGCCAAGGCCAAGAAGCCGCCGCUGCGCACGGCUGAGGCCGUCAUCCAGCGCAUCCGCUGGGACCCGCGCCUCGACCCGGCCGACUUCUCCGUGGGCUACGCGGACCGCUUCCUGGGCGUGCGCGAGGAGCCCUUCCUUUCCUUCUGCUGGGACGAGCCGCUAGCGGCGCUCGGGCCGGGCGUUCUGGCCGUGCCGCAGCACCGGGUGCGCUACUUCCGCUUCCGCGGCCGCCUGGUUUGGGACCGCGCCUCGCGCACCGACCUCGUCUUUGGCUCCGGCUUGGCGGCCGGCCGUGGGCCCACCAUCCUGGACGCGCUCGACGGCGAGGACCCGCACGAAGCCGGAGGUGAGAGCGACGGCGAGGACGCGCGCCGACACGGGGACGCGCACGACGGCGGGGGCGCGCACGGAGUUGGAGGUGAGAGCGACGGCGUGGACGUGCACCGGCCCGGGGACGUGCACGACGGCGAAGGUGCCAACUCAGUCGGAGAUGCGCUCGGCGGUGAGGAUACGGACGGGACCGGAGGCGCACUGGACGGCGCAGCUGCCACCCGCCUUGGCACCGAUGCGGGGGGGCCCGUACAGCCAGCCCAGACGCGACUCCAGGCAGCCUUGGCCUCGGACGGGGGAAGCCCCGAAGCUGGGUGCCUGACGCUGGCAGGCGCAUUAGCGAGGACUCAGGAGCGGGAGUCGGUGGACCCUGGAGGCCAAGCUUCCCCGUGGAUGGCGCCAAGAAGGGCGCUGCAGCCAGCUGCCACCGCCGCCAGGGCCGUGGAGACCCGGGGAGGGAAGCCCUCGGAAGACCUCUCUGCGAUGGGAACGGAGUGGGGUCCCGGGGUCUGGCCUGUGGACCGAGGAGUGGCCGGGGCCGUGGGCCCUCGCCACCCCCGCCCCACGCACUUUGUGGCGCUCAUGGUUACGGAGCCUGAGCUGCGGGCCCAGGUGGCCAAGGUCCAGGAAGACCUGGUACGAGAUGCACCAGCUUGCGCGGCCUUCACGGUGCCGGCUGAGGCCCUGCACCUGACCCUGGCCCUGUUGAGGCUGGCGGGCCCCGGGGAGGCAGCGGCCGCUGUCACUGCGCUCAGACACGCGCUCUCGGACCCCGGGCUUGAGAUCCCUCUGAGGCUGAGGUUCGGUCGCCUGGUGCGCCUGGGCUCCCACGUGCUCUGCGCUCCCCCGUCCCCACCGCUGGAGAACCUGGCCCAGAGGCUGAGCCAGAGGCUGGAGGCCGAGGGGUUGAGAGUGCUGCAGCCCCUUGGGGGGAUACGCCCCCACCUAACCCUGGCCAAGGUGCCCCAGGGCGCCCAAGUCUGCCUCCCCGAGGUCAGCCUGCGGCAGGAGCUGGGGAGCCAGCCCCUGGGGACACUGUGGCUGUGCCGCAUGGGCAGGGCUGGGGCCACCUACCAGGCCGUGGCCGAGCUCCCCCCGGGAGGUCAACCCCAGAAAUAA
This is a messenger RNA of Rangifer tarandus platyrhynchus (Svalbard reindeer), 1620 nucleotides long. NCBI's taxonomy places the organism in Eukaryota, Metazoa, Chordata, Mammalia, Artiodactyla, Cervidae. The record is from the annotation of a GenBank genome assembly.